This is a messenger RNA of Syzygium oleosum, 1026 nucleotides long. Its product is annotated as enoyl-CoA delta isomerase 1, peroxisomal-like. Gene Ontology annotation, cellular component: peroxisome. The record is from RefSeq and is a predicted model, not a curated record. NCBI's taxonomy places the organism in Eukaryota, Viridiplantae, Streptophyta, Magnoliopsida, Myrtales, Myrtaceae. Gene Ontology annotation, biological process: fatty acid beta-oxidation. Gene Ontology annotation, molecular function: enoyl-CoA hydratase activity; delta(3)-delta(2)-enoyl-CoA isomerase activity. The transcript has a single exon. Bases 75 to 842 code for a protein of 255 amino acids.
UCUGCACAUCGCUUGAACCCCACCAUCUCUCUCUCUCUCUCCGCCUCCCACGCAGAACCAAUCUGACCAUUCUCAUGGCGGACAACAAGCCCGGCGAGGAGCAGCUCUGCACCCUCGAGAAGCGCGGCAACCUCUUCAUCCUCACCCUCACCGGCGCCGGCGAGCACCGCCUCAACCCCAACCUCAUCUCCGCCCUCCGCUCCGCCCUCUCCCGCCUCCAAUCCGACCCCUCCGCCUCAUCCCCCUCCGCCGCCCUGAUCACCACCGCCCACGGCAAGUUCUUCUCCAACGGCUACGACCUCGGCUGGGUCCAGUCCUCCGAGUCCCGCCUCCUGCUCAUGUCCUCCUCCUUCCGCUCCCUCGUCCGCGACCUCAUCUGCCUCCCGAUGCCCACCAUUGCCGCUGUCACCGGCCACGCCUCCGCCGCGGGGAUGAUGCUCGCCCUCAGCCACGACUACGUGGUCAUGCGGCGCGACCGGGGCUUCCUGUACAUGAGCGAGAUGGACAUCGGGCUCGUCAUCCCCAACUGGCUCAUGGCCCUGAUGAGGUCCAAGAUCGGCGACCCGAGGGCCCGGCGGGAGGUCGUGAUGGGGGCGGCGAAUCUGACGGCGGAGGACGGGGUGAGGAUCGGGGUGGUCGACUCGGCCCACGACGGCGCGGAGGCGACGGUGGCGGCGGCGGCGGCGGCGGCGGACCUGGGGGAGGCGUUGGUCGCGAGGAAGUGGGACGGACACGUGUACGCUCGGAACCGGAGGGUGGUGCUGCGGGAGGUGCUGGAGGCCGUCGGAUGCGAUGAGACUGUCGAGGAAGUGGCGGCGUUUAUGGCCCGGUCGAAGUUGUAGUUGGGCUUCCUCUUGAGGCCCGUUUCGAGUGUUGUCUUGAAAUUGUUCGGCCCGUUGGGCCUGUUGGGCCCUUAGAUGUUACAAGGUGUUUACAUGUUGCAGCAUGAUAAGGUGGCCGAAAAGGAGAUGAAAUCAUAUUGUGUGUGGCACUUGGAAAAUGAAAACUUUGCAAUUAAAUGCAAAU